AUGCUUAAAAUAGAUGCAUACAACUUGAGACGUGAAAGGGCCGUAACUCGGAAGAAGGGUAUAGCCCUCGCGCAGCAACACAAAUGUUCUUUUCUGGAAUGCAGUGCUAAAACCAGAGCAAAUGUACAUCAAUGCUUUAAGAUCCAUUUUGAAGAUUUUGGAGGUCCCUUCUCUAUUGGAGAAAGGGUCGACGGCAGUCAAGAAGCAGAUUUUGCAGCAGAAACAAGCACACAAAGCACCCGAAAACAAUGGCUGCUGCUCUCAAUGAAAACUACGACUACGCUCGACGAAUAUCGAAUACGGAAUAAUGUUACACUAGGUGAUGAAGUUCCACAACAGGCGUUUAUAGUUGCGAGGAGUUUAUGUAGGAAGUCGAUCGUCAUUCCUUCAUUUGUAAUUUUCUGAACAUGGGGAGACAGAAGUGUCAUCUUAGGUUAAUGU
Messenger RNA from Hibiscus syriacus, 441 nucleotides. RefSeq lists its product as uncharacterized. Gene Ontology annotation, molecular function: GTPase activity; GTP binding. The coding region runs from base 1 to 405 and encodes 134 amino acids. NCBI's taxonomy places the organism in Eukaryota, Viridiplantae, Streptophyta, Magnoliopsida, Malvales, Malvaceae. The record is from RefSeq and is a predicted model, not a curated record. The transcript is spliced from 3 exons.